Messenger RNA from Dissoconium aciculare CBS 342.82, 2214 nucleotides. Its product is annotated as MFS general substrate transporter. Bases 209 to 2083 code for a protein of 624 amino acids. The record is from RefSeq and is a predicted model, not a curated record. Gene Ontology annotation, biological process: transmembrane transport. Gene Ontology annotation, cellular component: membrane. Gene Ontology annotation, molecular function: transmembrane transporter activity. The transcript has a single exon. NCBI's taxonomy places the organism in Eukaryota, Fungi, Ascomycota, Dothideomycetes, Mycosphaerellales, Dissoconiaceae.
CAUGUGCGUCAUGUCCGCCUGAAGUCGCGUGUUCGCGUCCGCUCGGCCUUAGCUGGACAGGCGGCCCACUAUCGGACUCUCGCCCCAAUUACCCACCGCUCCACCUUGUAAACAUCAUGCGGUUAUAACGAUCCGACCCAGCAUGCGGUGAACUGUCUGUCGACACAUCACAGCCUGCGCGUUGCGAGGGUCAUAGUGACCGCCCAUCAUGUCCUCCCCAACCCGACCAGCCAGUCACCGAAGUGGGCAACAGACCGUUAUCGACAAGCUCGACUAUCACCCCGGUGGACGACCGCUAGUUGCGAGCCACGAAGGAAAUGGUGAAAGCAGCGGCAGACAUAGCCAAGAUAUCAGCUAUGCGGGCAGUUUCUUCGAAGAGAUCGUUGAAGGCGUCAUUGCAAACGACAGUGAAAGAAUGAAGAAAGAGGUGCUUCGCUAUACGGGCUUCUUCUGGGCGAUCAUACAAUGUCUCGGUGCUGGUAGCAUCACGGCCUUCUCUCUUUAUGGUCAUUUGUUCUUCACAGACUUGAAAUACAGCCAAUUGCAAGUCAAUGGGAUAUCCAUCACAGCAGAGCUGGCGACGUAUCUGCCAGUUCCGAUCUGGGGUUACCUGUGUGAUCGAUACGGACCGGGAAUUCCUUCAGUCAUUGCCGGAUCAUUCUUUGGAGUCGGAUACAUUCUUGCAGCAUUCACAUAUAUGAGUGGACCUUCUGUGAGCGCGGGUGGCACGGGUUGGCCAUACUGGGUCAUGGUCAUUGCAUUCAUGUUCGUCGGGUUCGGGACAGCAUGCCUGUACCUCGCGGCAGUGACGACUUGCGCGAAGAAUUUUGGCAGAGGGAAAUACAAGGGACUUGCGCUUGCCUUGCCGAGCGCGGCAUUCGGUCUGAGUGGGAUGUGGUUAUCUCAAGUUGGUAGCAACUUGCUCUUCAUUAGACGACCAGAUGGGAGCAAAGGUGACGUCGACGUCUAUCGCUUCUUCCUCUUCCUUGGCUGCCUCUUGUUCGCGAGUGGAAUAAUUGGCUAUUUUGCUCUACGGGUCAUCGGAGAGGAGGAAUUAAUUGAAGCGGCCAUCGAGGAAUUGGAGCAGAGCGGGCUGUUGACAGAAAGUGCACAUUUCUCGAGCUCACUAGCGAUUGAGGCUUCACAGCAACGAGGCUAUGGUACGGUCGCGCAACACGAGCCCGAUAUUGGUGAUGAGGAUGAGGAUGGAAAUCAACACAAAUCUGGCGAGCAAGAUGCGCGACGACUAGAGGAGCGGAAGACAUGGCUACUCAACGAGGAGACCCGGCUGUUCCUGGGUGAUCAUACAAUGUGGUGGCUAACAGCCGGCUUCUUCUUCAUGACUGGGCCUGGAGAAUGCUACAUCAACAAUCUCGGCACAAUUAUCGGCACCCUUUACCCUCCAAGCUCGUCAGCUGCGAGUCCGCAAGGCAUCACGACUGCCACGACUCACAUAUCCAUCCUCGCCAUCACCAGUACGUUAUCUAGAAUCCUUUCCGGUGUACUCACCGACCUGCUGGCACCAACAAGCUCGCCUCAUCAACACCGACGAGGGCCGAAUUCUCUCGCCAAUAGUCUUGCUUCGUUGAGAGACGUUGCUCGCACGGAGCCAAAGCGGAGACUAGAGAUCUCUCGAGUUGCGAUCAUGAUAUUUUUUGCUUUGCUGUUGUCCAUCGGUUGUAUCAUCCUUGCAUCCGGCGCCAUCCAGGGUCACGCAGAACGAUUCUGGGUCGUGUCGGCUUUCGUUGGUGCCGGAUACGGCGCUGCCUUCAGCCUGACGCCAAUCAUCGUCAGCGUCAUUUGGGGCAUAGAGAACUUUGGAACGAACUGGGGCAUCGUUGCUACUGUGCCGGCAUUGGGCGCCACGAUUUGGGGUCUGAUCUAUUCGGCCGUCUACCAAUGGGCCACUGAACGAGGCCAGCGUCUGGGCGAGAGCCCCGAUGGAGACACCCUCUGCCAUGGCAUGAUGUGUUAUGCUCCAACAUUCUGGGCGAUGACCGUCACCGUCUGGGUUGCCUGUGGAAUGUUCCUUUGGGCGUGGCGUGGCCCCGGCGGAUGGGUCAGUCGUGGCGUGGUCGUUUGAUAGUAAUUAGCAUUUGCAUAGUAGCAGCUUUUGAUCCCUUUACAUCAAGUAUAAUGAAUUUAGUAAGGUGUCUGGUGACAUAGAUACAAACGUCGAUAGGCGAUCAUGCCAUUCUACCUGGUACAAAAGGA